This is a messenger RNA of Arachis ipaensis, 705 nucleotides long. Lineage: Eukaryota; Viridiplantae; Streptophyta; Magnoliopsida; Fabales; Fabaceae. The record is from RefSeq and is a predicted model, not a curated record.
AUGGGGGACGUCCUAGAGGAAACCCCCUCAAGCCAGGAUGACUCUCAACCGAUUAACCCAACCCCCGAGCACCGUGAAGUCACAAACCAAGCGAGAAUAGCAAGCACUGUCCAAAACGCAAAUGAUCACGACGUCACGGACCGACGACAUCCUGAGAAAGCCAGCGACAAAGCAGCGCAGAUCAUCCAGGAUCUCUGCCUCCGGGUUCAGGAACUCGAAGGCAAGAUAACCAAUAAAGGAAAACACAACAACGAGCACGGAAGCCAUGCAACCUCCAGAUCAAGAUCUCGCCGCGGUAGGUCGCCAACCCGACGACACGACAGAAGAGACGGUCGCAGCUCAUCACGCGAUCACAGACACGAGAAAUCGCCAGAACGGCGAUACAACAAGAAACAUAACCGCAGCGCUUCUCGAGAUCUGAGUUAUCAACACUACUCAGACGAAGAUCGGAGGGACCGAAACACCAAACGCACGAGAAACGACCAUAUAAUAAUGGGAGCUACACCCUUCACAGAAAGAAUUCUAAGAGCAAAACUCCCCAAAGGCUUCGACAAACCUACCGAUAUGAAGUACGAUGGAACUAAGGAUCCCCAAGAACAUCUAACGGCUUUUGAGAGGACUGCCAACACGGCACCUCAGCCGAGGAUGCCCCUUUCGUCAUCUCAGCUAGAAUCGGAACAGGACUCGUACGAAGGAUACUGGUAG